AUGGCGGAGAGUCUACUUCAGCAAGCGAAUGCGGCACAUGUGGACGAGGAGUACGAAACAGCAAUAGAGCUGUAUACCAAGGCCAUCUCUCUGUCCCCCAACGAUGCAGAUCUGUAUGCGAGUCGUGCACAGUCCUACAUAAAGGAGGAGAGGUUUCUAGAGGCCGUGCAGGAUGCAAGCAAGGCUGCUGAGCUCUCACCCAAGCUGGGAAAGGCUCAUCUGCGGAAGGGUGUGGCGUUGUUCAACCUUGAAGAGUAUGAGAGCGCUAAGGAGGCCUUCGAGACAGCAAACUCCAUACAGAAGAAGAAGGAGAUUGAAACCUGGAUCAGGAAGUGCAAUGCCGAGUUGGAAGGUUUGUCUCUUACCACAAUCGCCAUACGCCCUGGGACUACUCAACAUGGAGGUUUUGCAGUCAUGGAACAAAAUGCAAUAGAUCUGCCUUCCCAUUCUUCAGUGCCUAACGGGACAUCGGCACCGGCGUCCACAUCUGCUGAGUCCAAAAGCAAUGGCGUCCAGCAGGAAGGCAAAUACCGUUACCAGUUCUUCCAGACACAGAACAUUGUGGAAGUGGCCGUGCUGGCCAAGAACCUCACUCCUGAUCGCGUCAAGAUAGACAUAGAGGAAAGGAAGCUGCAUGUCAUCGUAAAGUCCCCUGAAGGAGAGCAGGAGUAUGAGCUGAACGUGGACCUAUAUGAUGCGGUGGUGCCUGUUGAGUCCAAGUUUGAGCUGCUGAAAACCAAGGUGGAGAUCCGGCUGAAGAAGGCAUCUGUCCUGUCCUGGCCCACCCUGGAGAAGUGCGACAAAAAGAUUGCCGCAAACUUCUCAGACCCCGCUAACCAGCAGCCACCGUCCUACCCCUCCUCCUUCACCAAGGGCCGCAAGAUGAACUGGGACAAGCUGGAGCAUGAGGUCAAGCUGGAGGAGAAGGAUGAGAAGCUGGAGGGGGAGCAGGCGCUGCAGAAGCUCUUCAAGGACAUCUACUCCGGUGCUGAUGAGGAGACCCGCCGCGCUAUGAACAAGUCCUUCCAGGAGUCUGGUGGAACAGUUCUGUCCACAAACUGGAAGGAGGUGGGAGCAAAGAAGGUGGACUGCGCUCCUCCAACCGGCAUGGAGAAGCGUGCCUACGAGUACUGA
This is a messenger RNA of Coccomyxa subellipsoidea C-169, 1134 nucleotides long. Its product is annotated as SGS-domain-containing protein. NCBI's taxonomy places the organism in Eukaryota, Viridiplantae, Chlorophyta, Trebouxiophyceae, Coccomyxaceae. Gene Ontology annotation, molecular function: protein-folding chaperone binding. Gene Ontology annotation, cellular component: cytoplasm; nucleus. The coding region runs from base 1 to 1134 and encodes 377 amino acids. The record is from RefSeq and is a predicted model, not a curated record. The transcript has 8 exons. Gene Ontology annotation, biological process: protein stabilization.